AAAAAAAAGAGAUCUAUCAUUUAAUUCUUCCAAAUAAUAAUAAACCAAAUGUAGAGAGAAAAAGUUGUCUUCUUCAAUCUUGGGGCUGAGUGAUCUGCUCGAUUAUUUUUUCCAAGCGUCGAUCUUUAAGUUUUUUCCGGGAAAAUCAAAGUCGGAGGAGGAAAGGAGGUAUUAAACCGGAGAUGUUGGAGAAGAUCGGUUUACCGGCGAAACCUUCUCUGAGGGGAAAUAGUUGGGUCGUAGAUGCUUCUCAUUGUCAAGGAUGUUCUUCUCAGUUUACUUUCAUCAAUCGCAAGCAUCAUUGCCGGAGAUGUGGAGGAUUGUUCUGCGGUAGCUGCACACAGCAAAGAAUGUCCCUACGUGGACAAGGUGACUCACCUGUGCGUAUUUGUGAUCCAUGUAAGAAACUCGAAGAAGCUGCGCGGUUUGAGCUGCGUCACGGUCACAAAACUAGAGCUGCAAAAGCAGGUAGCUCUAAAAAGACCGUAAAAAAUGAGGAUGAUGUUCUUAGUGAGAUCCUUGGCUCUGAUGUUGAUGUGUCUUCUUCAUCGGAAUCAGUGUCUAGUACAGACAGGAUUACCUCUAAAGAAAUGGGAAGCAGCAGUGGUAACAAAGAGAUGGAGUUGGAUGCUGUGUCAGCUAGUCCUGAAGAAUUGCGUAAACAAGCAGUGGAAGAGAAGAAUAAGUACAGAGUUCUUAAAGGAGAAGGGAAAUCUGAUGAAGCCCUAAAAGCCUUUAAGAGAGGGAAGGAGCUUGAGAGACAGGCCGAAGCACUAGAGUUAUCGUUAAGAAAGAACCGUAAAAGGGUACUCUCCAUGCGAAAUGGUGCUGAGACGCAGAACAAGGCUGCUACGAAAGAAUCUAGCAAAGCACAAAAGCCUCCACGUCAAAGGGGUAAAGGAAACGAUGAUUUGGCAGCUGAGCUGAGGGAUCUCGGGUGGUCUGACGAUGAAGAGAUAAAACCAGCAACUGUUAGUUUAGAAGGCGAGUUUUCGUCUCUUCUCCGUGAAAUUCCCGUGAGGACUAACCCACAGAAGAGUGUUGGAAUUAACAAGAGUCAGGUUAUUGCCCUUAAGAGAAAAGCCCUUGCGCUGAAACGUGAAGGGAAACUUGCAGAAGCUAAAGAGGAACUCAAAAAGGCUAAAGUUUUGGAAAGGGAGAUUGAAGAGCAGGAGCUAUUGGGUGGAGCUGAUGAAUCAGAUGAUGAGCUAUCUGCGCUUAUUAACAGUAUGGAUGAUGACAAAGAAGAUGAUCUAUUAGCUCAAUAUGAGGGGAGCCAUGAUUUUGACCUUGGUAACCUUGUGGGAACUGUGGAUGAUAUUGGAGUUCAUGGUGAAUAUGAUGUCACAGAUGAAGAUAUGGAGGACCCAGCAAUUGCUGCUGCGUUGAAAUCUUUGGGCUGGACCGAGGAUCCUGGACACCGUGAGAAUGUUCACCCUCAGUCUUCUCCUAAUAGCAGAGAAGAACGUUUAGCUGAAAUUCAGACGUUGAAAAGAGAAGCUCUUACUCUAAAACGAGCUGGAAAUGCUGCAGAAGCCAUGGCUACACUGAAGAAAGCAAAAUUACUUGAGAGGGAACUAGAAGAAACGUCCUCACAAACUGUUGAUACCACCAGGGUAGAGAUAGGCACGAGCCUGAAACAUCCUCCCAGAAGCAGGCUAGCGAUUCAAAGAGAACUUCUUGCAGUGAAAAAGAAAGCGCUUACUUUAAAAAGGGAAGGAAAGUUUAACGAAGCAGAAGAAGAAUUGAAGAAAGGAGCGGCUCUCCAAGAUCAGCUUGAAGAGCUGGACAAUUCCUCAAAGUUAGCUGCAGCAGGAAAGGCUAUUCGUGAAAAAAGAGAUCUUGGAAAUGAUCUGCCUGAUAUAUCUACAAAUACUCUGGAUGAUGAUGGAGAGGUAGAUGUAAAAGAUGAGGAGUUAAAUGAUCCGAAUUACCUCUCGAUGCUAAAGAGCUUAGGCUGGAAUGAUGAAGAUAAUAAUCCUCCAGGUUCUUCACCAGCAAAACCUGACCCAGUUAGUUCGAAACCAGGGAAAAAAACAGAAACUCAAGAUGCAUAUGAAAUCCAUGGCACAAAACCAAGAAGAAGUAAAGCUGAAAUACAACGAGAACUCUUAGGGCUGAAAAGAAAGGCUCUAACUCUGAGACGACAGGGUAAUGUUGAUGAAGCAGAGGAAGUUCAAAACCAGACAAAAAUAUUGGAAGCCCAGAUGAUGGAGAUUGAUUCAGGCAAGAAUGUUUAUGCUGACGGUGAUCAGCUGAAGAAAACAUCCACUGGUAAUGGGAUCAAUGUAGCAGAUGAUAGCGUUACGGAAAAUGAUAUGAAGGACCCAGCAUUAUUGUCGACUCUUAAGAAUUUGGGAUGGGAGGAAGAAGAAACCAAGAAAGAAGAAGCUGCCCUUAGCUCUAAGCAGUCUCUCGGUCCACGAACAGCAGCCAAAACGAAGGGACAAAUCCAAAGAGAACUUCUUGACUUGAAAAGGAAAGCACUUGCCUUCAAGCGUCAAGGGAAAACUGGAGAGGCUGAUGAGUUAUACAGUAAGGCCAAAGUUUUGGAAGCACAACUAGCAGAUUUAGAAACCCCCAAGGAUGAGCCUAUGAGUGAAGCUUUUAUCGGUGAGCCGUUGAACAUGAAAGGCUCAGCUUCGGCGAUCGACCCUACAAACUACAUGGACGUUGAUUUGUUAGCACGAUCUCAAAUGGAGGACAAAUCAGUCAAAUCUGCUAGUGUUUCGCAUGCUGCUCAAGAUAGUUAUGACUUGUUAGGAGACUUUAUCUCCCCUGCUAAAUCUGAUUCCUUUAGCUCAUAUGGGAUUAAUGAACGUAGAGUUGUUUCUCAAUCGGACCAACAGCAACCAAGUAUGAUGGAUUUACUGACCGGUGAGCAUUGUGAGAGGUCUCAAGUUUCGACAGAACAGGGAAAAGUUGAGACCAAGCCAGAGUUUGGUUUGGGAAACAGUCACUUCACUGAACAAACAGUAGCACGUAAAGAGCCAGAGCCGCUCACUAAUUUUCAAUCAGGAUCUGUUCAAAAUACAUCUCCUCAGAGCACACUCAAACAAGAAAUUCUAGCUCAUAAGAGAAAGGCGGUUGCUUUAAAGAGAGAAGGAAGAAUGAGUGAAGCCAAAGAGGCAUUGCAACAAGCAAAAUUGUUGGAGAGGAAACUACAAGAAGGAGAAAAUCCAUCUCCUGAAAAACUUGGACAAGAUGACAUAGUUUCUGCAACACAUCCUCCUGCUCGAGAGAAAGAAAACAGUCCUUCAAGUUCAGCUCCAAAGCCAAUGUCUAGUCGUGACCGUUUUAAGCUGCAGCAAGAAUCGCUGAGCCACAAACGUCAAGCCAUGAAGCUUCGGAGGGAAGGUAAAAUGCAAGAAGCAGAAGCUGAGUUUGAGAUUGCCAAAGCUCUUGAAGCUCAGUUAGAGGAUUCAGCAUCAUCGAAAUCAGAACCCGUGGACGAUGUAGCAGUGGAAGAUUUUCUCGAUCCUCAACUUUUGUCUGCCCUCAAAGCUAUCGGAUUAGAUAGUUCUGUGAAUCCCUCGGCGAGUACAAUGGACACAACGCAAGUUGCUGCAAAACCAGUGCGUGAAGCUGUGAAACCGAAUCCAGCCAAGGAGAGUGAUGAUAAACAAGAGAGAAGUCAAUUGGAGGAACGUAUCAAAGCAGAGAAGGUGAAAGCUGUGACCUUGAAACGUUCAGGGAAACAAGCCGAGGCAUUAGAUGCUCUUCGACGGGCAAAACUCUAUGAGAAGAAACUUAACGCUCUUACAUUGAAUUGAUUCAGUUCUCCACUAUAAUUGGAUAUUUGUAACAUAACCUCAAUGUUGCUUAAGUGUUAUCAGAUUUGUAAACUGAUACAGACUCAACAAAAGUUUUUGCAAUAACCAUAUUUGUGUUGAU
Messenger RNA from Eutrema salsugineum, 3894 nucleotides. RefSeq lists its product as uncharacterized. The record is from RefSeq and is a predicted model, not a curated record. The transcript is spliced from 3 exons. Lineage: Eukaryota; Viridiplantae; Streptophyta; Magnoliopsida; Brassicales; Brassicaceae. Gene Ontology annotation, molecular function: protein binding; metal ion binding. The coding region runs from base 183 to 3773 and encodes 1196 amino acids.